Molecule: messenger RNA, 2584 nt
Organism: Nylanderia fulva
Lineage: Eukaryota; Metazoa; Arthropoda; Insecta; Hymenoptera; Formicidae
Source: RefSeq, a predicted model, not a curated record
CUUUCGCGGCCGCGUUCACGCGCAAGGAGACCGCAUGGGUGACGGGAGAGAGAGAGAGAGAGACGUCAUUACGUGACGCGCCGGCGAGCGGGAGAGACGGAGCGGAGGAUGCGGCACGAUGGAUGCUGUGACGCGGAGAGAUGCCGGAUAGCCGAAAGAAGCGAAGCGAAGCGGUGGGGCGGAAAUGAGUCGGAAGUGGCCGCAGAACAGCACGACUGGUUGCCUGGAUGCAGGCGUUGAUCUCUUUCCAAAGACGGUAAUGCAGAGAUCAAAGUGUCACAACGUAAUUACAGCGAUAACGUCACAAGAUAAUAAAUACAUGAUCUCAUUAAUAGCAUAAUCGAUAUUAUCGCAAGAGGAACCGAUUUAAUAAAUGCCGGAUAGUCUCUUCUAAUAAAGUGGAAACGCAUUUCGCCUUGGAACAACGGGAAGCUCCAUAAACAAGUAAUUAUAGAGUAGAUCUCUCGAGAUUAAGACAUCAACAUGGCCACUCAAAGUACGAGAUAUGUGAACAAGCAGUUCAAUUCUCCCAUCAAUUUAUAUUCGCCACAAGCGAUACAGGAGACUCUAGAUAGGCAGACUCAAGUUUUGGCUAACGGUGCAGUCGGGAUCGACUUCAAUCAGUUGGCCAAGCCGACUAAUUUGCAAAACAGUGCUGUUCUACGUAUGCUCGAAGAAGAAGAAGCGAGGCAGCGAGGUGGGCAACCUGGUCUCAAACGAGUAGCUUGGCCACCGCCUCCAGAGGAUCAAGAUUUCGAUUACGUAGAGCAAACUCCCAUCCAAGCGAAGACCCGUAGAUACGGUGAUCUCGGCUCGUACCAGAACAGUCCCACGUCAGGUCCGUCACCCCAACCACCCUCGACGGUCGCCGUUCCAUCAUCCCCGUCGCCAGUGAGUCCUGGCGGCACGCUUCUGCGACAACCAUCGCACUUUCAACAACAGAAUCCCAAGGGCUGGGCACCGGUGACACCCCCGGCGACCUCGCCACUUCCGCAUCAGCAUCAACCCCCGCUUCCGAGUCAGCAUCAACAGACCCAGCCUUGGCAGCAACACCCUCAGGAUCCCUACGACCGGACACCGCAGAGACAGCAACAGAAUCAACCCAGUUAUUCAUCUGUCCCCGUGGCGUUCGAAGCACCACCCUCCACUAUUGUCCUUCGUCCUGAGCCGCCUAUCUCGCAGACACCAGCACCGGUGUUUCAAGCCCAGCCUGCAGCAACCAAGGCUCCGGCAACAGGCAACAUGCGAGGAGACCUGAAGUGGCCACCAGCGGCCGUGAAGGCCCAAACCGAGGCGGAAAACCGAGCAAGGAUAGAGCUCGCAAAAGGCCCGGCUUUUAGACCUCGCCGAGUGAACAAGGACUAUAGCGGUUUCUUUAAGCAACAUGCUCUGAACAGUAGUUAUCCGGGUUACCGAGCACCGCCGGGUACCCAGUACUUUACACCGGCUUACCAAAAUUAGUAAAUAUUUCGUAUACUUUUUGAGUAAACGAGCAUGAGACGUCGUUCUGAGUUUCUCGUCGAACGGGACCGAAUGUUCCGAUUUCAGGUGCUUUCAAAAUUACCGAGAUACUCAGGACGUUGUUCACGGAUCUUCCGAGAUCCGAGAAGCGCACGAAGAGCGACUUAAAAUCUUAAAAAGUCAACUGAAAAUAUCUAAAAGUUUCCGUUACAAAAUUUUAUCUCGCGGUAUUGUUUUUUUUCCUCUUAUACUUUGGACUACAAAUCUGUGCACAAAUUAGUGUGUUAAUACUUUUUCAGACUGUAGUCUAAAUACUAAGAAAUCUCGCUUUCAUGUAAGGCUUUCGUGUGCUUCUUGAUCUCUCUCGAGAGAAAUUUCCACAAUCCGAUUUCGCACUUACACGAAUCUGUAUAUAGAUUGAUUACAGAGACUGAUUCUCGGUGUUUUCUUUCAUCUUUGCAGGGUAACUUUUAAAUUAAUAAUUUACUAUAUAAAAAUCUAAUUCAUAUUUAGUGUUCGAUUUAUUAUUCGAGCCUGGCCGUUCAAAAAUUUCCAAACUAUAAAUGUCGCGUUUUCUUUUCUAAAUCUAUCGAGAAAGUGUAUAGACGUCUUUAAAUAUAUCUAUAUUUUCAAAUAUACGUCUUUUCUCUUUCGAACAGAUUUGUUUUUAUUUUUUUUAUAAUUUAAAAAUUUUUGCUCGCAUUUGUAGUUUGGGAAUUUCUGAUCUAAGUGAUGAAAAUUCAAUGUUGUGAUAAAAUUAAAUGCUGCAAACUUUACAAAACUAACGCUUGCCAUACGAAUCAAAGAAGUAGGAUCAUAAAUAAUCGCUUAAGAUAUUUCGAGAGUUAUAGCGGCAGAAUUGUACUUUCAUUGAAAAAACAAUAUGACAAUAUAUAUGGAGACUAACGAACGUCGAAAUAUACGAAAUAAACGAUCGAAUAAAAAGAAAAACAUGCGAAAGAAAAACUAAUGUAUUAAUAAGCAUCGUCUAUACUAAAACGCGAUACACUUUGUAACGCAAUUUAGCGCGAUGGUCUGUCUGUUAACUAACCGACGAAUAAUUUUUAAUAAUGUAAUAUAUAGAUGUGAAUAAAUAAAUACCAAUUUAUGCUAGACAAAAGUA